CGUCAGCGGCGAAGUGCCUACGGGGCCCGAUUGCGCUCCCGUUACACUAUAACUUCCACAGCGCCCAAAGUUACACCUAGCACCCGAUCAGUCAGGGACGGACCUGUGGCGCAUGCAGUUGGGAUUUCGUACUUUCCUCUGUGAUAUUGGCCAGUGGAGGGGUAAAUCGUUAAGCGCAUGAUGUACACGAUAACCAAAGGUCCCAGCAAACUUGUUACGCAGCGAAGAACAGGUCCCACGCAGCAGAUCGACAUCAAAGUCAGCGAGGCUAAGAUCAAAUCAGGCGCUUGGGCUUUGACAAACUCUCCGCCGGCCAAGCUGGUGUUCCAGCCCCUGAACGGGAAGCGGCACCACCGCGCGGCGGCGCAGCAACACGAGGGCUUCACGGCAGCGCACGAGGAGAACGUCAAGUUCGUCAACGAAGCCUGGCAGGAAGUAAAACAGCAGCUGAAAGAGAGCAACCAAUCAGAGCAAGGCCAGGGGCCGGUUCAGUACUUGGAGAAGACCCCCAAUACGAGCAUGAAAAACUUUGUGCCUUUUGAUCUAGAGGAGUGGUGGGCGCAGCGGUUCCUGGCCAACAUUGCCAAUCUAGCGUGAAAGAGGGCUACUGGGGAAAGGUGACACCCGAUGGCCACUAGAGGGCAUGCAGCUGCACCUCUCUCAAACCUGCCACGUUGAGCACCAGCAGCUGUUGGGAAGUUUAGAAGAGCUCCGGCUACCUGCCCCCCGCCAGGCCCCGGCUGUCUGAACUCUGACCCAUGGUUCCCGUGGGAGCCAUAACCUAACAGCCGACUGGCACCCGGCCAAACCGUCUACAGGUGCAAGACAUCAGCUGAGCCCUUUGUCUUUGUCCUUUAACUGUGCCGAGAAUAAAUAUCUGUAUUAUUGAGAAUUUUUAAAAGUAAACACUAUUUUCAAAA
Molecule: messenger RNA, 920 nt
Organism: Brienomyrus brachyistius
Lineage: Eukaryota; Metazoa; Chordata; Actinopteri; Osteoglossiformes; Mormyridae
Product: MAPK regulated corepressor interacting protein 2-like
Exons: 6
Coding region: 178-597 (139 amino acids)
Source: RefSeq, a predicted model, not a curated record